AGCUUCCUUUCUACACCUCUAGAACUUGAGUACCCAAUUCUGCGGUUCGAAAUUUCUCAUUGCUAAGGCUUGCGUUUCAGGUUGUUGAUUCAAUAUGUUUCGGAAUAAUUAUGACAACGACUCCGUCACAUUUUCUCCGCAAGGGAGAAUAUUUCAGGUCGAAUAUGCACAAGAAGCCGUCAAGCAAGGUUCGGUGGUGGUUGGAAUUGUCAGCAAAACACAUGCAGUAUUAGCCGCGCUCAAGAGAAACGCAGAAGAACUCUCUUCUUACCAAAAGAAGGUCAUCGCAAUCGACUCGCACAUGGGUAUUGCCAUUGCCGGCUUAGCGUCAGACGCUCGUGUCCUCUCCAAUUUCAUGAAACAACAAUCUCUCUCCUCAAAGAUGACAUACGGCCGCCCCAUCCCUGUAGAACGCAUUGUUAGUCGGAUUGGUGACCGUGCUCAGACAAAUACACAGCAUUACGGGAGGAGACCCUAUGGCGUGGGACUGCUGGUCGCGGGGGUUGACGACGCUGGGCCUCACUUGUUUGAAUUCCAGCCCUCUGGCAUGACACAGGAGAUGCUUGCCUGCGCGAUUGGGGCAAGAAGCCAAAUGGCACGCACAUAUCUAGAAAAGCAUUUGGAUGAAUUUGCAAAUUGUGGACGGGACGAAUUAAUCAAUCACGCUCUGAAGGCAUUGAAAGAGAGUUUGUCCCAGGAUAAGGAGUUGACGAUUGAUAAUACCACAGUGGGGGUCACGGGUAUUGGCACAGAGGCAACAAGGGGGAAGAUGGAUACCUUCAAGGUGUACGAUGGCCAGGACGUCACAGCUUUCUUGGAGGCGAGCACGGGCGAAGCCGUCACCUCCACCACAGAACCUCAGGGAGGAGAAUCGAUGGAAGUGGACUCCUGAUAAUGUCCUUUGAUAGACAUUGUGUUUGCUAACUUAUCCUUGUUUUGCCUUGGUUCGGUGUUUAGCUACGGGUAAUGAGAUGGAUUUGCCAAUACCCAUGUCUCAUGUCAGUUUGCUCAUCUCAUAAAGCCUCAAAUGAUUGAUUUGCUCAUUCUUUGGAGCAUUCUGUUAGCUAAUUGCUAUGCA
Molecule: messenger RNA, 1078 nt
Organism: Coccidioides posadasii C735 delta SOWgp
Lineage: Eukaryota; Fungi; Ascomycota; Eurotiomycetes; Onygenales; Onygenaceae
Biological process (GO): proteasomal protein catabolic process; ubiquitin-dependent protein catabolic process
Cellular component (GO): proteasome core complex, alpha-subunit complex; nucleus; proteasome core complex
Source: RefSeq, a predicted model, not a curated record